AAUCAUUCAUAGUAUACCCGCUAAAAGAAGAACAACCUUUUUUGUGGAUAAAAAGUGUAUAUAUAUAUAUAGAUAUAUAUAUAUGCGGCAAUCAUUCCAAAAAGCAAGCGCAUAGAUAAACUCAUACUAAAUCACAUCAUUAUUAUUAUAAAGUAAAAAGUGUUCCCUCUGUACUUUCAUUCAGGGAAUAACAUCACAAAAAUCAUCAUCAAUCACAAACAUGGCCACCGAACCAAAGAAGAUCAUAAUUGAUACCGACCCUGGAAUCGAUGAUGCUAUGGCUAUAUUCGUUGCUCUAAGAUCACCAGAGAUUGAAGUUAUUGGACUUACAACUAUCUAUGGAAAUGUUUACACUACUCUUGCUACUAGAAAUGCUUUGCAUUUGUUGGAGGUUGCUGAAAGAACUGAUAUACCAGUUGCUGAAGGAUCUCAUGUUACAUUAACUAAAGGAACAAAACUUCGCAUUGCAGAUUUUGUCCAUGGUGCAGAUGGACUUGGCAACCAAAAUUUUCCACCACCAAAUGGGAAACCCAUUGAAGAAUCAGCUGUUGAUUUUUUGGUUAACCAAGCAAAAGCUAACCCUGGAAAAAUCACCGUGGUCGCAUUGGGUCCUCUUACAAAUAUUGCUUUGGCUGUACAAAUGGACCCGGAUUUCGCUAAGAACAUUGGGCAGAUUGUUCUUCUUGGUGGAUCUUUUGCAGUAAAUGGCAAUGUGAACCCAGCUGCUGAAGCAAAUAUAUUUGGUGAUCCAGAUGCUGCAGAUGUUGUAUUCACAAGUGGCGCAGAUGUACUUGCAGUGGGAAUAAACGUUACUCACCAAGUCAUGUUGUCAGGUUCUGAUCGAGAAAAGUUGGCAAGUUCAAAAGGAAAAUUUGCUCAAUACUUGACCGGAAUCUUAGAGGUGUAUUUCUCUUACCAUUCUGACGCAUACAACACCAAUGGAGUUUACCUUCACGACCCAACAGCAUUACUUGCAGCCGUUGAUCCUUCACUUGUAACAUGCACAGAGGGUGCUGUUAGAGUCCAAACCAGUGGCAUUACAAGGGGACUUACAAUACUCUACAAUAAACAGAAAAGGUUUGCAGAAACCACUGAAUGGUCUAAUAUGCCAUCGGUAAAAGUAGCUGUGACAGUUGAUGCUCCUAGAGUUGUGAAAUUGGUCAUGGAUCGUCUUUUGUCUUGAAGUAUCUGUGAACUCAUUUGAUUAGAAUUAUUGAUUAUUGUCCACCUAUUUGUAUCUGGUUUCAAUGUUUUAAGAAGAUUUAUGCUCAUUUCAAAGCUGUUUUGUUCAUUCUUCGUGCUAUAAUUGUGUUUUAGAUCUCUUGAGCAUUACUUUUUACUUUACAUUUUAUUCAGGUUUGAAAGUAAGUUAUCAUUCUUAUUCCAA
Trifolium pratense (red clover) is the source of this 1387-nucleotide messenger RNA. Its product is annotated as probable uridine nucleosidase 2. Lineage: Eukaryota; Viridiplantae; Streptophyta; Magnoliopsida; Fabales; Fabaceae. Bases 221 to 1183 code for a protein of 320 amino acids. The transcript has 9 exons. Gene Ontology annotation, molecular function: purine nucleosidase activity. The record is from RefSeq and is a predicted model, not a curated record. Gene Ontology annotation, cellular component: cytosol. Gene Ontology annotation, biological process: purine nucleoside catabolic process.